CUCUGAGCGGCGCAAAUGAGCAGGUCGAGUCGUGGCCGCGGUCUUCGUCAUGCUGAACCAGCAGGACUACGAGGACCUGGACUAUGGAAAUGUCACGCCAAUCUACACCAUCGGCUCCGACUUCAUCGCUCAGUGGAAGCUGCAGAAGGAGCGCGAGCGGCUGUGUCGCUUUGCAUACCAAAAGCUGCUGGCGACUACGGAGUGCUUCAGCGUGGAUGGCACGGACACCGUGGGCAGCGGGGGCAACGUGGCCAAGCAGAAUCAGCCAAACUGGCAGGCCAGCAUUGCUGAGUUCAUGGCCAACAUGUCUGCAAACGACAGCCUGUCGGGAAACGUGACAGAAGCUCCUGCCGCGCCCAAAGACCUCGCCGUGCUGCCGCCGUUCGAGUUGUGGCAAACCAUCUUCAUCGCGAUCUGCCUGUCCAUCUGCAUCCUGCUGACCGUUGGUGGCAACGUGUUGGUGCUGCUGGCGUUCAUCGUGGACCGAACCAUCCGCCAGCCGUCCAACUACUUCAUCGCCUCGCUGGCGGCCACCGACAUGCUCAUCGGCACCGUGUCCAUGCCCUUCUACACCGUGUACGUGCUGAUGGGCUACUGGGACCUCGGGCCGCUGCUGUGCGACCUUUGGCUCUCGGUGGACUACACCGUGUGUCUAGUCUCGCAGUACACAGUAUUGCUCAUCACCAUCGACCGAUUUUGCUCGGUCAAGAUUGCCGCCAAGUACCGCGGCUGGCGCACCAAGAACAAGGUCAUCUGGAUGGUGACCAUCACAUGGAUCAUUCCAGCUCUGCUCUUCUUCAUCAGCAUCUUCGGCUGGGAGCACUUUGUGGGCUUCCGUGACCUCGCCCCCGGCCAGUGCGCCGUGCAGUUCCUAAAGGACCCUGUUUUCAACACAGCCCUCAUCAUCGGCUACUACUGGACCACCCUGAUCGUGUUGUUCAUCCUCUACGGUGGCAUCUACAAGACAGCCUACGACAUGCAGAAGAAGUCCGAGGCCAAGCAGCGCAAGAUGCAGUCCAUGGUUGCCCUGGGCGUCGGAGCGUUGUCUGGCCUCGGAGGAAUGGGCGGCAUGGGUGGCCCGAGACCGGCGAUGAACAUCUCCAAGACGCAGAGCACUCUGCUCAGCCAGGACAAGCCAAAGCCUGCAACACCCACAACAGCGCAAACCUGCACCACUGCCCAAACACCCGGCGCUCUCGCUCCUGCCGCUCCGAACUCUGGCGACUCCACUUCCAGCCAGAAGACCUCCAAGGCCACCACCGAGACCACCAGCUUUUCAGCUGAUAAGCAUAAGCGAACCGACAACAACGGCGCCGGUGGCGCCGAGAAUGAGAAGUCGGAGCGCUCGAGCAGCCCAGCUUUUGACUCUGACGAAGACGACAGUGGUGGCGACGCUCCCAAGAAGCGGCCUUCGGUCUGCCCCUCGAUCGCAGCCCUUUUUCAAGGGAUCAAGCCACCCAGCAACGGAGCCCCACCAAAGUUUGACGCCCUUCUCGCCCCUCCUUCCGCAGCAUCCCUCGCUCCUCCGCCAUCUAUGCUGGCACCACCCCCGAUGAGCUCCCCUACUCCACCUCCAGCAGCCUCACCUGUACCUUCACUGCCGCCCCCUGUGCCACCACGCAAUCCUCCACCACAGACUGACAAAAGUGGUGCGGACUCGGAAGACAAUUCUUGUGCGUCCGCACCUCCGAUCUACGACGCCAUCACUGGACUCGACAACGCUGACCUGCGCUACAUGGACGAGAGUUCCGUGUCGGUGGCCACGCCUCGGGUGGAGUCGCCGCAAACUUGCUCCCAGAUGAGCACUGCCGAAUCGCCGGCGCACACGUCCCUUCUGCAGACGGCCCUGAUCAGAGCCGCUUCUGCUCAGUCGGAAGCUCCGCCACCGCCGCCCAAGGUAGAAACGGCCGUGGUGGUCGCGGAAAACAAGCCUCCGGUGACCGUGGCCGCUCCAACCCCCAAACCAGAGAACCCGACUCCGGCCAAGGAGCAAAACUUGAUAGAACCGGCGCCGCUGAGUAAACCGCGCGCCGAAGUGGCCCCGCACGGUGGCUCCACUCGCAGAGACCUGGUGAAGUCGAUUGGAAAGCGGCUUCGAGGGAAGCGGCGCAGGAAAGGAGCCGAGAGGCAAAAAUCCAAGUCGGAGAAUCGAGCGAGAAAGGCUUUUCGCACCAUCUCGUUCAUCCUGGGGUGCUUUGUGAUGUGCUGGACGCCGUACCACAUUCUGGCGCUGGUCGAGGGCUUCUGCUCGGAGCCGCCGUGCACCAACGCGCACCUCUACAUGUUCUCCUAUUUCCUUUGCUACGCCAACAGCCCCAUGAACCCGUUCUGCUACGCCCUGGCCAACCAGCAGUUCAAGAAGACGUUCACGCGCCUGCUCAAGGGCGACUUCCACAUGACUUAGAUAUUUUUCUAACAUUAGUCCGCCUCACACUAAGCACACACGACAUUCUCACUCUCACACUCAGAAAAAAAAAUGAAAAGAAAAAGUGCGCGUAGGACCCCCGCGCCGGCCAAUUUGAGCCCUUGACCGGCGCUGCACGUCCUACCCCCACCCCAGAGACAAUCGUUCUUAACUAUCGGCGCCGUCCGUCGCCGCCGCCGGCACGGGUGGCGCCGAUCCGCGUUAGGACUGCAGGCAAAUCACAUAGCCCAGUGACGAGCGAGUGCGAGCGCGCAAAUAACAUGUGAUAUACAUUGAUAAUAAUAGAUGGAAUUGUAAUCAUCUGUAUAUUGUACGUUAAUUAACGUAAGGAUUACUAAUAAUUACCGCGUAAGGCUUUUUAUCGUACGGUAUUUAAAAAAAAAAUAUGUAAAACUAAAACGUGCUUCUUCACGGAGACGCGUCCCGCAGCAAGACGCCCGCUGGAAAUUAUUUUGUACCAGAUCGGACUCUCGGGGUCUUCGGGGACGCAGACCUGUUACCUGAGCUUCUACGUCAUUUGUUCGGGACGCGGGCACCAGAGGUGCAGCGAGAGUGAAAUUUUUCCUGUUUAAAGCAGAGACGUUUUUAUGUUGAAAAAAUGUUGAUUGUUGAAUCUUAAAUGUUGAUUACCUAUCGAAGUGCGGUUAAUAAGUGAGUGGCUUCAGAUUUGUGUCGGAAGACAAUUUGCCCCUAAAUUGUAAAGAGAAAAAAAAAACAUGUUUUGACCUCUGGUGUCCGCGGCCCAUUUUGUUCAUCAAGAUUUUAUAAUAGGGCCCCGAGCAGACAAGCCGCGGUUGCGAGCAGCCGUCGCUUCUCCGCAAGGGGCGUUCGUCGGUGAGCAGAUGGAAAGGCGGAAAACUGUCAAUUGGAGACAACCUGGUGUAUAAAACCCAUCUUACAAAAUAUUAAUACAAACUAAAGUACUAGCAUUGCAAAUAUGCCUCCGUGCUCGAGGCGGAUCAAUUAAUAAUUGUUCGUGUCGCGAACUCUGCUGCAGCAGCUCAAGUCACGUCAAAACGCGCAUAACUACCAUAAGAAUAACCGCAUUUAAUAAAAAAGAAGAGAAUCUAUUGCAUAAUGUAAUUAAAAAAAAAGGACGAGAAAAAAAACA
Molecule: messenger RNA, 3536 nt
Organism: Neocloeon triangulifer
Lineage: Eukaryota; Metazoa; Arthropoda; Insecta; Ephemeroptera; Baetidae
Gene: mAChR-B
Product: muscarinic acetylcholine receptor gar-2
Exons: 3
Coding region: 50-2404 (784 amino acids)
Biological process (GO): chemical synaptic transmission; G protein-coupled receptor signaling pathway, coupled to cyclic nucleotide second messenger; adenylate cyclase-inhibiting G protein-coupled acetylcholine receptor signaling pathway
Cellular component (GO): dendrite; synapse; plasma membrane
Molecular function (GO): G protein-coupled serotonin receptor activity; G protein-coupled acetylcholine receptor activity
Source: RefSeq, a predicted model, not a curated record